AUGGGCGACUACAGCAACAUUUCGUACUCUACUAAUUGGUAUCUAGUCUUUAAACUAAAUCCUGGUCCUACUCGAAGCAAAAUUUCACCCAUUGCAUCCGUGCGUCAUAGCUAUAGGCGUCUCAGGCCAACAACAUCUCGCGAUGCGGAGCAACCGUCACGCCUUUCGUCGCGUAACACUAAUAAUUUAAUCACUGUGAAUUGUUCUAAUUAUCUGAAUGUACAUUACCAAUCAUUAAAACUCGGUGUAUUAAAUGCUCGUUCAGUAAGAAAUGACAUUUUGAACUACAUCUGUGAAUGCAAGCUGGAUGUUGUUGGUAUAACCGAGUCCUGGCUGAGCUAUGAUGACGCAGCUGUCCGAACAGAAUUAUGUCCUGAUGGCUACAAAUUUCUGAAUCACCCACGCGACGGACUGCGCGGUGGCGGGACUGGUCUAAUAUAUCGAGACUUGUGUGCAAAAAAGUUAGAUGCAGGAAUAAAACGUUCGUUUGAAUUUUCUGAAUGGUCUGUUACAACAUCCAGUCACAAACUCCGCAUCGUUGUGCUUUAUCGUCCACCGUACUCUAGUGAGCAUAACGUGCCCAUGAGAGUCUUUUCCAAUGAAUUUUCGAACUAUCUAGAGUCUCUUCUGUUGUCUAAGGAGCCUCUUUUGAUCUUUGGUGAUUUCAACAUACACAUUGAUGAUGCUGUAGAUACCGAUUCUUUUAAAUAUCAGGAUUGGCUUGAGUCGGUUGGUCUCCGGCAACAUGUUACCCAAGCCACACAUACCCAUGGCCAUAACCUUGAUCUUAUAAUAUAA
Molecule: messenger RNA, 798 nt
Organism: Paramuricea clavata
Lineage: Eukaryota; Metazoa; Cnidaria; Anthozoa; Malacalcyonacea; Plexauridae
Source: the annotation of a GenBank genome assembly